Molecule: messenger RNA, 1752 nt
Organism: Trichoderma virens Gv29-8
Lineage: Eukaryota; Fungi; Ascomycota; Sordariomycetes; Hypocreales; Hypocreaceae
Exons: 4
Coding region: 1-1752 (583 amino acids)
Biological process (GO): ergosterol metabolic process
Cellular component (GO): endoplasmic reticulum membrane
Molecular function (GO): ergosterol O-acyltransferase activity
Source: RefSeq, a predicted model, not a curated record
AUGACCUCGACAGACGUCUUGGCCAAUGGCCACAGUCACUUCGACACCUACACCGACAACGUACUGCGGGCGAGAACACACAUACACAAGCCGCUGCAUGCGCAAGUGUCGCGCGCAUCGUCCGCAGAUGGCGACCAGCACUUGGGCUUGCCGGUCGAAAACGGCGGGGGAAGUGCCACGACAAGUGGCCGCUCAACGCCCGUCUCAGACAACGCUCCCCCAUCGACCAAAUCCUUAUCCUCCGCGCGCAAGCAGGUCCGCGCCGAGCAGCGCCGUCGCAUCUUCCCGACCAUCGAAUUCGCCUCGCGCGUCUCCCACUUCGAUCCCUCCAGCGACUACCGCGACUUCCAUGGCUUCUUCAACCUCUUCUGGAUCGGCCUGGCCAUCAUGGGCAUCACCACGAUGCUGCGCAACAUGAAGGACACCGGAUACCCCAUGCGCGUGCAGAUCUGGGGUCUCUUCGCCGACAAGCUGUGGCAUCUGGCCAUUGCCGACUUCCUCAUGGUCGCAACCACUGCUGUCAGCUUGCCAUUGCAUCGCUGGAUGCGUGAACACCCCAUGGGCGGUGCUUGGGGCUGGAGCAGAGGCGGAAUGGCGAUUCAGAGCAUCUAUCAGGUUGUCUGGCUGACGUUUUGGAUCAUUGUGCCGUUCUGGCUGGACUGGUCAUGGACCGCCCAGGUCUGCCUCCUACUACACACCAUGGUGCUUCUCAUGAAGAUGCACUCGUAUGCCUUUUACAACGGCCACCUCUCAGAAACAGAGAAGCGACUGCGCAAUCUAGACGACCCAAACCCCUCGAGAGCAGACCGCAGGCCGGCCUACGUCUACCCCAGCGCCGACCACCGCAAGGGCAGCAGCGUCGAUAAGGGCGUCAACGGCGUCAACGGCCACGCCGCGCCCGAAACCGAGACGGAGCCCGAGCCCACCAGCGCCGACGAAAUCGACACCCUCCGCGAGGACCUCGCCCGCGAGCUUACCAGCCCCAUGGGCAACGUCACGUACCCGCGCAACCUCACCUGGGGCAACUACCUCGACUACCUCUGCUGCCCGACGCUCUGCUACGAGAUCGAGUACCCGCGCACCGCUGCCAUCAACUGGACCGCCCUCGUGUCCAAGAUCAUCGCCACCUUUGGCUGCAUCUUCCUCCUCACCGUCAUCUCCGAGGAAUACAUCUUCCCCGUCCUCGUCGAUGCCUCGCGCCGCCUCGAGCUCGUCGCGUCCGCCCACCUCGUCGACGCUUCCUCCUCCGUCGCCCUCGAGUCGUGCCUCAUCCUCGCCGAGACAAUCUCCUGGCUGCUCUUCCCCUUCAUGCUCACCUUUUUGCUCGUCUUCCUCGUCAUCUUCGAGUACGUCCUCGGCGCCUUUGCCGAAAUCACUUGCUUCGCCGAUCGCCACUUUUACGCCGACUGGUGGAACUCGACCGACUGGAUGGAGUUUUCGCGCGAGUGGAAUGUCCCCGUGUAUUCUUUCUUGCGGCGCCAUGUAUAUAGCGCUUCGAGACCGCAUACCGGCAAGGCGUUUGCCACGUUCAUCACGUUUCUUAUUUCUGCUGUCGGACAUGAAAUUGUCAUGGCCUGCAUCACAAAGAAGAUUCGUGGAUACGGCUUCGUCUGCCAGAUGCUGCAACUGCCUAUUGUCAUGUUGCAGCGAACUCGCUGGGUCAGGGGCCGCAAGACGCUCAACAACGUCUGCUUCUGGUGCUCCAUGAUCCUAGGCCUCAGCCUGAUCUGCGCACUCUACGUCCUCAUCUAA